Rasamsonia emersonii CBS 393.64 is the source of this 744-nucleotide messenger RNA. RefSeq lists its product as uncharacterized. Lineage: Eukaryota; Fungi; Ascomycota; Eurotiomycetes; Eurotiales; Trichocomaceae. The transcript has 3 exons. The record is from RefSeq and is a predicted model, not a curated record. The coding region runs from base 1 to 744 and encodes 247 amino acids.
AUGGCCGCUCCUCGAUCCACCUCGUUGCGAGCUCUGCGUGCUCUGUCGCAGCAGAGCCCGUCUGCGACCACGCUGUACUGCCGUCGUCGCUUGCACAUCACUGGCGCCUUCUCUGCGCAGCCGGCCAACAGCUCGGACAAGACCACUCUGUACGCCUCCCGCACCCUUGCGGACCUCAAACUGGAAUGCGAGCGACGGGCUCUGAGGACGUCCGGGACGAAAUCGGAGCUCAUUGAACGGCUGUCCAACCACGACCUGCUCCAGUCUCGCGCCUUCAGCAUUGCCAUGAAGCGGAUCGACGGGAAUGCGUUUGGGGGGCAGUCGAAGAGCCGCCAAUUCAACACGUCCCGCGCGAACAAGGCGGUAAAAGACUCGUCGACGAUGGACUUUGUCUACAUGCCGUCGAUGGCCUCGCUGGAAGGGCCGGAAACCAACUCAUAUCCUCGCAUUCCCCUCGUCUCUGACGCAUAUUCCACCUCGCCAAUGAAGCCUCAGAUCCACGCUGUCUCCGAGCUUGCGUCCGACACGUCGGCCAGCCCGAUGAGCGAGGUGGUCGACAAUCACUCCGUGGAGAUUGAUCCUUUCAGACUCACGGAGACGGUGGGGCGGUCCCGGGAUGGUGAGAACCAGCAGAAGCUGGCCGCCAACCAGCGGGAAAAGGGCGUGAUCGGGGAGUUGUGGAGUGGGUUUCUCGAGGAUCUGUUAGGGCCGAAGGGGAACAGUAGUAGUUCGCUCAAAAAGUGA